This is a messenger RNA of Juglans regia (Persian walnut), 3346 nucleotides long. RefSeq names its product proline-rich receptor-like protein kinase PERK9. NCBI's taxonomy places the organism in Eukaryota, Viridiplantae, Streptophyta, Magnoliopsida, Fagales, Juglandaceae. Gene Ontology annotation, molecular function: protein kinase activity; ATP binding. Bases 712 to 2961 code for a protein of 749 amino acids. Gene Ontology annotation, biological process: protein phosphorylation. The record is from RefSeq and is a predicted model, not a curated record. The transcript is spliced from 8 exons.
GACUUCGUCUGGGUGAGGGAGAAUGGUAGAUGUGUAGAACCGUGAUGUGGUGAAACAAACCGGGUUCUGUCACGUCGGUGUGUGGUGUGUGUUUAAUAGACCGGAGGUUGAGUAGAUUAAUUAACUCUUCUUAAAGAACAUGAGUAUUGCUUGCUGCAUUUUCUCCUCUUCUUUAUUUCGUGUAUUCAUACUUCAUAGAUAAACCUUAGGAGUUGCUUAGUAUCUGUUCGGUAUGAUAAGAUUUCAUAGAUUUUCGUUUACUGUUGAGUUCGUUGAUCUGCGUUCUUGCUAAAAAACCCUCCUUGAUGAUCCCGAUUUUUCUUUUGGAAGUAAUAGGCCAUCUGGGUUUUGCUUUUAGAAGUGAUUAGUAAUCUGGCUUUUGCUCAAAACUUAGUUGGCCGAUUUGGGUUCUGCUGGGGACGAGCUUUAUGAGCUGAGAAUGGAGAUUGCGGCGCAUUUGGGGUCCGGUGGGUAAAGUUUGGUGAUUUCUUCAAUUUCAAGUUUUGAAACGUGGGUUUGGCGUAAGAUUGGAAAUUGAUCACUGGGUUCAGCUCAAAGUUUGGCUUUUGCUUGAGAAUCAAGUGUAAUUUAAUGACGAAUCAAGUGGAAUUUGCACAAGUCAUUUCCUUUCAUGAAUGAUUCUGAUACGUAGGACUGUAGGAGAUAGUUGGUCACUCUGUCUGUCAUCGUUGGGUUUGAUUGCGGAAAUAGAUGGCUAGUACAGCGACAUCUCCGGAAUCAUCUCCCUCAACAGUGCCGCCGUCUUCGAACACUGUAUCACCUUCCACAACAACUUCGUCGCCACAACCAUCAUCCAGCACCACUCCGCCCGCACAAACCUCUUCUCCUCCUGCUCCAGCCCCCCCUACAAUUUCCACGCCUUCUGGGCCCAGUGCCGAUCCGCCGGACCCUGCUACCUCUUCAACUUCAUCUCCUCUGACACAGUCCCCUCCUCCCGUUGUCCCUACGUCUCCUCCUCCGGUCCCGGAGUCAUCCUCACCACCCUCUCCUUCUGGGACUUCACCCCCAUUGACACCUACAAUAUCAUCUCCUCCUCCUCCUCUCCAGUCUGAUCCUCCUACAUCACCAUCACCUCCAUCAUCCAAUGUUCCUCCUCCUUUGCCUUCCAAAUCUCCACCUCCAGAGAAUUCGCCUCCACCACCUUCAAAAUCUGAUCCCCCAGUAAAUUCACCUCCUCCUCCUCCUCCUCCUCCAUCAUCAACACCACCAGCGAAGUCACCUCCACCAGCAGCAUCAACCCCUCCUGUAUAUUCACCACCUCCACCAGCAUCUGUGCCACCCCUAAGUUCACCACCAACACCGGCAUCAACCCCUCCUGUAAAUUCACCUCCACCGGCAGCAUCCGGGCCACCUCAAAGUUCGCCUCCAACACCCGCAUCAACCACUCCUGUAAACUCACCUCCUACUCCAGCAUCAGUGCCACCCCAAAGUUCACCUCCACCACCCAAGGUUACUCCUGUUCCACCUGGUUCUGAACCAACUCCACCGCCUUCAAAUUCUCCUCCAAAGACAUUGCCUCCAUCACCCAUCAUACAUCUUGCACCACCUCCGCCCUCACAUGUUUCUGCCCCAUCUCCUUAUCAAAAUCCAAUCCCCCCAUCAAAUGAUCUAGCUAAGAACAAGUCUAGUUCUAAUGAAGUAUCAAACUCCACUGGUAAUGGGACCAUUGGCAUCACUGGUAUAGUGGCUAUUGGUGUGGUGGUGGGAAUCAUAGUUCUUAGCCUAAUUGGAGUGGCUGUCUGGUGCAUGAGGAAGCAAAGAAAACGAUAUUCUGAAGUUAAUGGUCAUACCAUGUCAUCCCCUCCAGAUUCAUACAUUAUGAAGACACAUUCUUCAGCUCCCCUUUUACAAAGUGGUUCGGGCAGCAAUUUUGUCUCAUCUCCAGCAGAACCAAGUGGGUUAGGCAAUUCAAGGUUAUGGUUUACCUAUGAAGAGCUAGUCAAGGCCACAAAUGGGUUUUCAAAUGAGAAUCUUCUGGGUGAAGGUGGAUUUGGUUCUGUGUAUAAGGGAUACCUACCAGAUGGGAAAGAGGUAGCAGUCAAGCAGCUAAACAUUGGUGGGGGGCAGGGUGAGCGAGAAUUUAAAGCCGAAGUUGAGAUUAUUGGUCGUAUACACCACCGUCAUUUGGUGUCAUUAGUCGGCUACUGCAUUUCUGAGAACCGAAGGCUGCUUGUCUAUGACUAUGUCCCUAAUGAUACCCUUUAUUGCCAUCUUCAUGGUGAAGGUAGGCCGGCUCUGGACUGGGCAACACGUGUUAAGGUUGCUGCUGGUGCAGCUCGUGGAAUAGCUUAUCUUCAUGAAGACUGUCAUCCUCGAAUUAUUCACAGGGAUAUUAAGUCAUCAAAUAUUCUUUUAGAUAACAACUUUGAAGCUCGGGUUUCAGACUUUGGACUUGCCAAAUUAGCUCUUGAUGCAGAUACACAUAUAACCACCCGUGUCAUGGGAACUUUUGGAUAUAUGGCCCCUGAAUAUGCAUCAAGUGGGAAAUUGACUGAUAAAUCUGAUGUAUACUCCUUCGGAGUUGUGCUUCUGGAGCUAAUUACUGGAAGGAAGCCUGUGGAUGCAUCCCAACCCUUGGGGGAUGAGAGUCUUGUUGAAUGGGCUCGACCUUUGCUAAAUCAUGCACUUGAUGAUGUAGAAUUUAAACAUUUGGCAGAUCCAAGGCUCAUGAACUAUGUUGGGAGUGAAAUGUUCCGUCUGAUUGAGGUAGCUGCUGCUUGUGUGCGACAUUCAGCAGCCAAGAGGCCAAGAAUGGGACUGGUUGUUAGAGCCUUUGAUAGUUUAGCUACUUCCGAUCUAAGCAAUGGAAUGAGAGUGGGGGAAAGUGCAGUGUUUGACUCCGCACAGCAAUCCGAAGAAAUCAGAUUGUUUCGGAGGAUGGCAUUUGGUAGUCAAAAUUACAGUACAGAUUUUUUUAGCCAAAGUAACUUGGAUAGUUAAGAGGACCUGGUAGAUCUUGGGAGAGAUGGAAAAACUGAACCAGGAGAGUCUGCCAAGCUGCGCUGGAGCCUUGUUCAAGUUGAUUAAAUUGCAGAGUUUGGCUCGGCUGAGAUGUAGUCAUUGCCUGUAAAUCAAACGAUUCUUGAAACCUGCAGGUUUCUUUUUAGCUCCAUGCAUAUACAUUUGGUGCUUUUGUACUUAAUUCUUGUUCUUUUUUUUUUUUUUUUUAGUCUCCACCGAUAUAUGGAGUUGCUAAUACAGCUCUUUUUUCCCAGUUUUGUUACACAAAGGGAUCUGUAUAACAAGUGGGAGACUGGUAGAUUCUUCUUUUUCACUACCCUUUUGUCAUAAAUCAACAUCUGAAUGCUAUGUUAAAGCUUUCCAA